This is a messenger RNA of Closterium sp. Yama58-4, 843 nucleotides long. The record is from the annotation of a GenBank genome assembly. Lineage: Eukaryota; Viridiplantae; Streptophyta; Zygnematophyceae; Desmidiales; Closteriaceae.
AUGUCAAGGCUUCCACACAAGUCCGCUACCGCCAUGAAGACGACUAAUGGUCCCUUCCAGCCUGAUGACUCUGAAGCUCUAACCGCGGCGAAGCUAGCAGCCAUCCGCAUUGAGGAAGGUGCGCAUGAUGGCAAGAAGGGUAAGGAGAAGGUCGUUUUUAAGCAUGUUGUUUCUGACGCUGCUUCCGAAGGAGAGGAUGCAUCUCAUGGUGAAGACGAUGGAGAUUUACACGAUAAUGCUGAUGAUGGCGCGAGGCCGUCGGAGGUUUCGCACCUGCUGAAUGAUGAGGACGACGGGCUUAUUGCCUAUGAUUCUGACGAGGAGGUGGAGGAAGCGUCAAAAGGCGAGAUCGCAGCACGCUCCCGCUACCCGAUCACCCUUUUGUUCCCUGAAGAGUUCUUGCCGGAAGUAUCUCGCACGCAGGCAACGAUCAAGGGAUUGGUGGGGAUUUGGAAGGAUGAGUCGUCCGAUGAGGCUCAGUUUACCACGACGUACCAGGAGCUGACGCUGGAGUUCCACUCGUGUCGCUGUCGCUUUCCGCUUACCUUUUUACCCGAGUUCUCACAUCGUUGCUGCGCAGCUGCUGCGACCACUGCAUCAGAUACGACCAAGAUUAUUCUCAGGGACCCGUCCCUGGUGCUUAUUUCCACCAGUGGCAAUCGGGAGGAGUGGGUCUGCCUUCAGGACAGCUGCGAGAAGGCUCAUGGUUCGUCGUUCGAGCAGGCUGCGCAUCACGCGCUGUCCCAGCGGCACCGCCAUGGAGCCCCGAAAGGGGGAGAGCCGCUCCGGAUGCUGAAGGGGAAGAUCAACCUCAAGCACCUGAAGAAGGAUUAUGGGUUGUAG